UUCCCGGAGACCAUAGCGCUGCUGCGUGGCCGUAUCCCAUUCUACAUGAAAGCAUGUCAUGAUAAAUAUGGGUCUAUUGUACGAGUAUCUCCGAAUGAACUAUGCUUUGAUGAUGCUCCAGCUUGGAGAGAUAUAUAUGGAUCUCGACCCGGCCAUGCAAAUUUUCAUAAGGAUCCGAUUCAUGUUGGCUCCAUCGCAAGUGUGCCGGGGGUUACAACAAUAACUAUGGCUGAUGAUAGAAACCAUGCAAGACAACGAAGAGCACUUAGUCAUGCGUUUUCCACUAAAGCUCUUCUGGAACAAGAGCAUAUUAUUAAGGGCUACAUUGAUGUAUUCAGCAAAAUCAUGAAGGAUUUCGCCAACAAAGGAGAGCUGGUUAAUAUGACAGAUUGGCUGGCCUAUACUACGUUUGACAUAAUUGGCGAUUUGUCAUUUGGCGAGCCAUUUGGAUGUCUGACAAAACCCGAAUUCAGAUUCUGGGUUCCACUGAUCAGCGAUUCGAUCACAGCUGGUGCUUGGGAACAGGCAACUCGUCGGCUAGCAACAACCGAUUCCACACUCCAGAAGCUUCUUCUUAAAUUGAUCCCUCGCCAUAUAUCUGACAAAAGGAAGCAUCAUCUUAUAUAUAGCAAGGAGAAGAUUAUGAAACGUGUCAAGCAGACCGACAAUGACCACAAAGACUUCCUCUACUACUUGAUGCGUCAGAAAGACAAGGACCAGUUAAAUCUGGAUGAAGUCAUUGUUAAUGGCGCGCUAUUUAUAAUUGCAGGAACAGAGACUACCGCGGGUUAUUUAACUGGCCUUCUUAACAAUUUACUUCGACCUCAGAAUCGUCAUGUGUUCGACAAGCUGGUUCAGGAGGUUAGAUCUAGUUUUGAAAACGAGGACGAUUUCACGUUCGAAGAGCUAACAAAGCUUCCUUAUAUGACGGCUGUUAUUGAAGAAGGUCAUCGCAUCUUCCCAAGUGCUCCAAUUGGAUUUGUCAGAACUGUUCCACACGGAGGAGAUACGGUUUGUGGAGAAAUGUUGCCUGGAGGGACAACAGUUUCCGUCUGUAAUUGGGCAGCAAGCCAUUCAGAAAGAAACUUCGAUAAGCCUUAUGAUUUUAUCCCCGAAAGGUGGCUGGACAAAGAGAACACGACAGACAAACUUCAUGCAUCACAAGCGUUCUCUCUUGGUCCGCGUGGCUGCAUUGGACGGAACUUGUCAUAUAUGGAACAGCGACUCAUCCUCGCAAAGCUAGUCUGGAAUAAUGAUUUGGAGCUUGCUAAUCAUCCCGCAAAUGACAAGUGGAAUCCAAAGAAUGACUAUGAGAAUAUGGUAGUAUUUAAUAAUUGGGUCAAGCCUCCACUCUGGGUGAAAAUGAUGCCAAGAAAUUUUUAG
This is a messenger RNA of Verruconis gallopava, 1383 nucleotides long. RefSeq lists its product as uncharacterized. The record is from RefSeq and is a predicted model, not a curated record. Lineage: Eukaryota; Fungi; Ascomycota; Dothideomycetes; Venturiales; Sympoventuriaceae. The transcript has 8 exons. The annotation marks the transcript as partial. Gene Ontology annotation, molecular function: heme binding; monooxygenase activity; oxidoreductase activity, acting on paired donors, with incorporation or reduction of molecular oxygen.